AAUAUUUUUUUUUAUUUAAAAAUGUUUUAAAAUGUUUUAUUGACUUGAGCAUUUACAACAUUUAAAAUUUUUCUUCUUCUUUUUCCCCAAAUUAGUAUCUUCAUUAUUAAAAACUUCUUGUUCUUGUUCUUGUUCAAUUCUGUCCUGAAUUUUCUUCCUGUCUUUAUCCAAAAACCCCCGAUUUCCUUUCAAAUCCUUACCAAACAUCCAAUUACAAGCAUUCACUCCAUGCUCCUCUUCAUACUCUGUCAAAUUCGUAUGGAAAUAUUUCGGAUUCAUAUAUCCGAAGAGCUUUCUAGCUCCAAUUAGCGGUGGCAACACAGGAUCUUUCUCUUUGCUCAACUUCAAUUUCUUACACGUUACCAACAUAUGAUCACCAACUUCUUCUUUUGAUUCUCCAUCGGCAGGAUCUGCCUCAAACGAAGUUUGUCCAUCAUAAUCAGUGCGAUAAACUGACUUCAUUCGUUUCCUGUACAUCUCUUUGAUUUUUUGAAUAGAUAGCUCUAACCCGACAUCUUUAACAUUAAUCUUUGUAUCUAACCAAACUGCACCUUCCGGUAAUAUCUUAUACUCGUCAAGGUUUUCCUUCGCUAGAGUUGAUUUUAUGAAUGUUUUCUUCCUGUAAUCUGCUUGGUAGGUUGAGAUAAAAGCCAUUGUUUUAACAGAAAUUUUCACAUUCAACAAAAAUAUUAAUAAUGACAAUUACAAGAUGCCAAUGAAAAUGAUACAGUGACAGUGUCAAAAUUUCACGUAAAAAUGGGUCAGCUCUGCAGUAUUUUUACGAAAUUAACCGUUUUAAUCCUAUCCCCACUCGCGAAUCAAAUCGUAAAGGAACAUGUCCUUGAAUGUGAGCGCCGGGAACAAGACCUCGAACUCAUUCAGAGACUAGGUCAAGAGCGAGCUCACGCGUUGCCAUUUCCCAUACAAAAAAGACAACGAUUAACCGUGCAAUCGUCGGAGAUAAUCAACAGUUUUCGAGAUGCCUCGACAAGCGCCCAGCUUGAAUACUCACUGUGUCCACUCAACGCAAAACAGGAAGCUAUCGUGGCAUACUCCCUGGAUGAGAGCCGCAGCCUCACGACGAUACUUGCUUGCAAAUUCGAGCUGACCAUCAUACGCAGGGAUAUGUUAACGCUGCAUGGUAAUAAUUGGUUGAACAACGAGAUAAUCAACUUUUACAUGAAGAUGAUCAUCGAGCGUAGUCGUAAUGCAUUGAAUAAUUUCCCGGAUGUAUAUUGUUUUGAUUCGUCGUUUUAUCCGAAAUUAGUGAAGGAUGGGCCGUUUUCAACUAAAAAGUGGACUAAGACAGUGAAUAUUUUUCAUCAUGAGCUGAUUUUUAUACCGAUGCAUAUCGGGUUGCAUUGGUGUUUAAUUUGCAUCAAUAUGGCGGAACAGAAAGUCGUUUAUUAUGAUAGUGGUCCUAAGAGCGUGAAUAAUUGUCUAAAUAUUAUCAUGAAGUAUCUAUACGUAGAGUAUGAGGAUAAACAAGGCAGUGUUCUGGAUGUGGAUAAUUGGAAGUUGGAAUCUGCACGUGGUGUACCCCAGCAUAAGCAUGCGGGUGAUUGUGGCGUUUUUGUCUGUGCAAUCGCCGAGUUUUUAAGUCGCCAAGCACCGUUUACCUUCACACAUGCAGAUAUUCCUCUGAUUCGUAAGAGGAUGGUUGUGGAGAUAAUGAUUGGCGGAUUAUUGGUACAAUAGUAAUGGAAAUUUUUGUUGGCAUUUUGUGCAAAAUUAAACCAUUUAAACUGAUAA
This is a messenger RNA of Dalotia coriaria, 1752 nucleotides long. RefSeq names its product sentrin-specific protease 1-like. The coding region runs from base 757 to 1698 and encodes 313 amino acids. Lineage: Eukaryota; Metazoa; Arthropoda; Insecta; Coleoptera; Staphylinidae. Gene Ontology annotation, cellular component: nucleus. Gene Ontology annotation, molecular function: deSUMOylase activity. The record is from RefSeq and is a predicted model, not a curated record. The transcript has a single exon. Gene Ontology annotation, biological process: protein desumoylation; proteolysis.